GACGCCCCCCUGCCGCGCCCAGCCCCGCGCUUCCAAAUCUCCGCAGCUAGCGCGCAGCGGAGCAACCAGCGCCCCAGAUCCGCUCCAGCCCCCCGCCUCUCCAGGCCCCCCAGCCAGGUGACCCCACCAUGCCGAUCCAGCGCACCAAGUCCGUGGGCAACACACAGGCCCUGACCUCGCAGGUGGGCAUCGUCCGCCUGCUGGAGGCGCUUUUCGCCUGCGUCACCUUCAGCCUGGUGGUGCACCAGGGGAACUGGGAUGACCGUAACGGUGACUGGUGCAUGUUCUGCUGGUGCUUCUGCUUUGCCAUGACGCUGCUGGUGCUGCUGGUGGAGUUCAUCGGACUCCAGCACCGCAUACCCGUCUCCUGGAAAAACUUUCCCAUCACCUUCGCCAUGUACGCCACCCUCAUGUGCCUCUCGGCCUCCGUCAUCUACCCGGUCACCUACAUCCAGCACAGAGCCCCCUCUGGCAAAACCAAGGACUACCGCAUCGCUGCCACCGUCUUCUCCUGCCUCACCUGCCUGGCCUACUCGGUGGAAGUGACCAUGACCCGGGCCAAGCCAGGCGAGGUGACGGGCUACAUGGCCUCCGUGCCCGGGCUGCUGAAGGUGGUAGAGACCUUCGUGGCCUGCAUCAUCUUUGUCUUCAUCAGCGACCCGAUCUCCUACGACCGCCACGAGGGGCUGAAGUGGUGCCUGGCCGUCUACUGCAUCUGCUUCAUCCUCUCACUGGUGGUCAUCGUGCUGUGCAUCGGGGAGUGCACCGGCUGGCUGCCCUGCGCCUUCAAUAAGUUCCUAAGCGGCUACACGCUGCUGGCCGUGCUCAUGUACGCCACAGCCACCGUCAUCUGGCCCAUCUACAACUUCGACAGCAAGCAGGGUGGUAGGCCGCGCCGGCCCUCCAGCUGCAGCAGCAACAGAAGCUUCUGCGACUGGGAUAAGUUGGUGGCCAUUGCCGUGCUGACGGCCAUCAACCUGCUGGUCUACCUGGCCGACCUGGUAUAUUCUGCCCGGCUCAUCUUCAUCCAGGCCUAGCCGUGCCAGGGGCUGCUGGGCCGGCUGAGGGCUGGGGAGAAGGGCUGGGCUCCCACCGGGUUCUCUGGAUCUCAUCUGUCUGUCUUGUCAUCUCAUUCAUUUCUCUUCUUUUCUUUCCUUCUUUUUGCAUCCUUUUUCUCUCUCAUUUAUUGUCUCUUUCUUUCUUUUUCUUUUCCUAUUUCAUUUACUGUCUUUAUCUUUCAUUCAUUCUUUUCCUUUAUCCCUCUCUUUGUCUUUCUUAUUUAUUCUUUGCUCCCUUGCUUUUCUUUCAUUUCCUCUCAUUCAUUCGUUCAUUCGUUUAUUCGUUUCCUUUUUUUCCUGUCACGUAUUUAUUCAUUUAUUGUCUUUCUCUCUCUUUCGAUCGUUCUCCUCCUUUUCUUGGAGCUCUCUCUCAC
This is a messenger RNA of Gopherus evgoodei (Goodes thornscrub tortoise), 1432 nucleotides long. RefSeq names its product myeloid associated differentiation marker (gene MYADM). Gene Ontology annotation, cellular component: membrane. Lineage: Eukaryota; Metazoa; Chordata; Testudines; Testudinidae. The transcript is spliced from 2 exons. Bases 129 to 1037 code for a protein of 302 amino acids. The record is from RefSeq and is a predicted model, not a curated record.